AUGACUUCAGUCAAUUCAAAAGACAAUGCGACCAAUCUGACUGUCCUGGGCAUUGAAACCAGUUGCGACGAGACUGCUGCCGCCGUCGUGCGCGGUCCUGUUCAACGGGAAAUCCUCUCCAACACCAUCCGAUCCCAGAUCGACGAGCAUACCGAAUUCGGCGGUGUCGUUCCCGAGAUCGCCGCGCGUGCCCAUAUCGAAGUACUUGACCGCAUCGUCGCUGAAGCCAUGAACGACUCCGGCUGUUCCUGGGAUGAUAUCGAUGCUGUCGCAGCAACGGCCGGCCCAGGUCUGAUCGGCGGUGUGAUCGUGGGCUUCAUGACGGCCAAGGCAAUCGCCAUGGCGGCAGACAAACCGCUGAUAGGCGUCAAUCAUCUGGAAGGGCAUGCGCUGACUGCCCGCUUGACGGAUGACCUGGAUUUUCCGUUUCUCCUGCUUCUGGUCUCCGGUGGCCAUAGCCAGUUUCUGAUGGUGCGCGGCGUCGGAGAUUAUGAACGCCUCGGCACAACCAUCGACGAUGCGAUCGGCGAGGCCUUCGACAAGACCGCCAAGCUGCUCGGGCUGCCCUAUCCAGGCGGACCGCAUGUCGAAAAGAUGGCGGCAAAAGGUGAUGUCCGCCGCUUCAGACUACCCCGUCCAUUACUGGAUCGACCCGGUCUUGACAUGUCCUUUGCCGGGUUGAAAACCGCUCUGCGGACCCAGGCGAAAAAACUGGAACCGGUCGACGACCAGACCAUCGCGGAUCUUUGCGCCGGCUUUCAACGCGCAGUAUCGGAUGUUCUUGCGACCAGGACAGGAACGGCCCUGAACCUGUUCCGGGAGCGGCAUCCGCAAAGCGAACCGGUGAUAGUGGUUGCCGGAGGUGUGGCUGCCAAUCAGGAAAUCAGGAACGCCCUCACGCACGCUGCCGCUGAAGCCGGCGUCCGAUUUGUCGCCCCUCCCAUGAACCUUUGCACCGACAAUGCCGCCAUGAUUGCCUGGGCCGGGAUCGAGCGCAUGCAACUCGGGCCGGUGAACGACAUGUUCCGGGCGGCACCCUGGACCCGGGUGAGAGCUACCUUCAGGAUCGGAUCCUCGAAAAUGUUCCCGAUUGUCUCGACGGCCUGCAUCGGCGGCGGCAUUUUCACGGCCGAAUACCGGAGAAGCCUGCCGCGGAAUGGGAACACUUCGAAUCUUCGCCAAGCGCGGGCGGUCCGCCUAUCCGGUUCCGCCUGUUCUGGAUCGACUUGUUCGCAGAUGGCCCGCCGAGCGAGACCCGGUUCUUUGAAGGUUUUGGAGUGCAGCUUGAGACACUACGGUCGCGCAUGGAAGGGCAGAACAAUGGGCGCCAUUAGGACAGUAGGCGUUGUCGGAGGGGGUGCCUGGGACACGGCCCUUGCCCUGACGGCCGCGCGCGCCGGACGCGAGGUUCGGCUUUGGGCAAGGGACACCGAAACGGUCUCCAACAUUCGCUCCCGGAAGCAGAACCAGCGCUAUCUGCCCGGCAUUACCUUUGACGAGGACCUGACCGCAACCUCAUCGCUGCGUGAAAUUGCGGACGCCGACGCGAUCCUGCUCGUUACGCCCGCGCAGACCACCCGCUCCCUGCUCGCCGCUUUGAAGGAGACCGGCACGGUUCGCGGCCCGGUAGUGUUGUGCGCCAAGGGCAUCGAACAGACAUCAGGGAAACUCUUGUCCCGGAUCCUGAGCGAGGAACUGCCGGGGGUCGAGCCGGGAGUCUUGUCCGGUCCGAGCUUUGCCGACGAUGUUGCACGUGGGCUGCCGACCGCCGUUACGGUUGCGGCAAACUCGGCCAAGACAGCCCUCAGCCUGUGUGAAGCGCUGCAGUCAACAUGUUUCCGGCCCUAUGCGUCGAUCGAUGUGCUUGGAGCUCAGAUCGGCGGUGCAUUGAAGAAUGUUCUGGCCAUCGCCUGUGGAGCCGUCGUGGGCCGCAAGCUCGGCGCCAGCGCCCAGGCUGCACUGACCGCUCGCGGCUUUGCCGAGCUGACACGGCUUGGAACUGCCAUGGGAGCCCAGAGCGAGACGCUGACAGGCCUUUCCGGCCUUGGUGACCUUGUCCUGACCUGCUCCUCCACCCAGUCCCGCAAUUUUUCCUUCGGCCUCCGACUUGGUGAGGGUUUCAUGGCGUCGGAACUGAUCUCCGCCGGAGGCAAACUCGCCGAAGGCGCCUAUUCCGCCAGGGUCGCGGUCAAGCUUGCGCAAAAACACGACAUUGAGGUGCCGAUCUGCGAGACGGUUGCCCAGAUGAUAGACGCCGAUCUUUCGAUCGACGAUGCGCUCAACACCUUGAUGGCACGUCCGCUGAAAGUUCGGACAAACUCCGUCAACCAGGGAUUCCACAUCAUGCUCUAUGCCUUGAUCUGCACCGACAAGCCCGGUGCGCUUCAAACGCGCCUGGACACCCGCGAUGAUCACAUCGCCAUUCUCAAGGGACUCGGUGCCGGGCUGAAGGCCGCAGGCCCGUUUUUGGACGACGACGGCAACAUGACCGGUUCCCUGGUCGUGAUUGAAGCGGCCAACCGGAACGAGGCACUGGCCAUAGCCGAGGAAGAUCCCUAUGCCAGGGUCGGCCUUUUCGAAAGCGUUGAAAUUCGCCCAUGGAACUGGGUGGUCAAGAAUCCGGAGGAAAUCAGCCUCCAUGUCGCCGACGAAGCCAUGGAACUGUGGCAAAAGACGGAAGAUGAACUGGGUGAACUCGGUCUCGCGCCACCGUUCUGGGCAUUUGCCUGGGCGGGCGGUCAGGGUCUGGCCAGGUAUGUCCUGGACAACCCGUCGCUGGUCGCUGGAAAACGGGUGCUCGACUUUGCAUGCGGCUCAGGCCUGGUUGGCAUUGCGGCAAUGAUGUCCGGCGCCCGGUCCUGCCAUGCCGUGGAUAUCGAUUCCUUCGCACUUGCGGCAACUGAACUGAAUGCUGAAUUGAACGGCGUCGAACUCAGCUUCGAAAUCGGUGACAUUACGGCUUUUCCGCUUCCGGUCGCACAGAUCGUCUUUUGCGGUGACGUCUUUUACGACAAGCAGAUGUCCGACAGGAUUCUGCCGUUUCUGGACAGGCUCGUCGACGCCGGCAUCGACGUGCUGGUCGGAGAUCCCGGCAGAUCCUAUGUGCCGAUCGAUCGUCUCGAGGAGUUCUUUAUGCCCAUCGUUAACCGCCUUGCUGAUCUGGCUGACGAGAUCACGGUCUGGCGCCGCGACUUUCACGAAAAUCCGGAAAUUCUCUAUGAAACCGUCCGCACAGCCGAAAAGGUCGCGGAGUUGCUGGAAAGUUUCGGUGUCGACGAAGUCACGACGGGCAUCGGCAAGACGGGUGUCGUGGGCGUGAUCAAGGGCCGCAACGGCGGCACAGGCAGGACCGUCGGACUGCGCGCCGAUAUGGAUGCGCUUCCGAUCGAGGAAGCGACACAGAAGCCAUAUGCCUCGAAAAUCCCUGGCAAGAUGCACGCCUGUGGCCAUGACGGCCACACGGCGAUGUUGCUCGGCGCGGCCAAGUACCUUUCGGAGACACGCAAUUUCGACGGCACGGUUGUGGUGAUCUUUCAACCCGCUGAAGAAGGUGGCGCCGGGGCAAAGGCGAUGAUCGACGACGGCUUGAUGACCCGCUGGCCGAUUGAUGACGUCUACGGCAUGCACAACUAUCCGGGCAUGCCGGUCGGUGAAUUCGCGUCG
Effrenium voratum is the source of this 3663-nucleotide messenger RNA. The record is from the annotation of a GenBank genome assembly. NCBI's taxonomy places the organism in Eukaryota, Dinophyceae, Suessiales, Symbiodiniaceae.